Molecule: messenger RNA, 11012 nt
Organism: Lymnaea stagnalis (great pond snail)
Lineage: Eukaryota; Metazoa; Mollusca; Gastropoda; Lymnaeidae
Source: the annotation of a GenBank genome assembly
AUCUACUCCAUUGUUUUGAUUGGCGAUUUGAAAAUCACCUGUUUGAGUAAUUAAAAUAAUUAAUUAACCUCGGUUUCGUGACUAUAGUCUAUUGGUCGUUGGCAAUUUUUACAGAAAAAAAUAAAUCUUUUUGAGUACAGUGACCGUGGAUUGAAAAAUAACGCUACUUGAGAUGGGUGGUUAUGGUAUAUUUUUUUAAAAGUUAAAGGAUCUACUGGAGUGUGGUAACUGGAUUUAAGGAUCAUCUAUUUGUUGUCAAUGUAGAUUUCUUCUUCUCUUCUAUAUUUGAGGGCCCACGAUCAAUUUAUUGAUCAUUCUGGCUCCUGGUUUGAAUUCAGAGUUUGCCGUCUCUUAAAUGAGUUGCCGUCCAAGGCUAAUGUAUCCCCUCCACCCGGGGUGCUUGGGAUGUUUUUGCUUGUCUUGGCUCUGUUGAGGAUUGAACCACCAGCUAUUUGGAUUGAGGCAGUUUAGACCGCUGGACCAGCCAGCAUAUUUUCGCUUCAAAAGUCUCUAGGGUCCUAUACUUCGAAUACGGUGACAUUGACAUGGAUUUAAAAAGUAUAUAUAGACCUACUUAAAUAUGGUGACUUUUACUUGAUAAUUAUCUAUUAGUUUACUUGAAUGUGGUGACUUUGACUUGAUGAUUUGACUUAUGUGGGGUCAACCAUGAGAAAUGAAUGGAGACCACAAGAAAAAUAUGAGUGCAAAGUUCAAAAUUGUUUUACUCGGACAAUAUGGGGUGGGCAAGUCGUCCAUUUUUUUAAGGAUCCGAGAUGGUGAAUUCCUGGGCAAUGCCAUGUCCACUAUUGGCGUGGAUUAUUGUAUCAAGGAUCUUAAAACAGAGGGAACAACGAUACAGGUAACAAAAAAUUGUUUCAAAUAAAUAUUUAAAAAAAAAACAACAACAACAUAAACACCAGCGGUGUUGAAUUUGAACUAUUCUUCUUAAAAGAAAAGUUAUAUAUAUGUGUGUGUGUAAAUAUAUGUAUAUGUACAAAUAUGUAAUAUAUAUAUAUAUAUAUGUGUUUAUAUAUGUGUUUAUAUAUAUAUAUAUAUAUAUAUAUAUAAUAUAUAUAAUAUAUAUAUUAUAUAUUUAUAUAUAUAUAAAAAUUUGGUGUAUUUCACGGAAACGGUUGUUAAACAUCUACAUCUACACAUCCUAUAUAAAACAUUGUUGAUGAUGCUAUCAGUACGGUUUAAGACGAAGCGUGAUUUUAAAAAAAUGUUAAUGUUUGUUUUUGUUGUUUUUUUUAAAUUGUUUUAUUGUGUUGACAAAUAUAACGUUAUUGUAUCUUAACCGAUAGCAAAUCUGGCAACUUAAAAAAAUAAUAAUUUGUGAAACUUAAAACGAUUAGGUAUUAUUUUGAAAAGUUUUCUCCCUCAAUCGGAAAGCAGUGUCAAACCAAUCACUACUAGACAAUGAAGCACUGAGCGGAGGCAGAAGGAAAGAGAACCGGUUGGGGGUGGGGGGUGGGGCGUGUAAAUGACUUCAGACAAAAGCUUUUGCUUGCACCUCAGUAUCACGCCGAUUUGAUGAGCAGCUGUCCUUCAAUUUACUUCCGCAUGGCCUGCCCAGCUCCUGGUUUCUGUACUGGCGCAAUUUACUAUCUGCAAAUUUAGUUUCCUGUUGGACUGAUGCGCCAACCGAUGUGAGACGGCUGAUCACUGACAUGCACCAACAAACAGUUCGAAGUUUGUGGACAUAGGACAGGGCCGUCUCAACAUCAUCCGUGGCCCUGUGCAGGGCCGUGCACUGAGGCCCCUUAUUCCUCUUUAACCUAUUCAAAUAAUGUUAGAAAAACAAUUAGGGGCUAGGUGGGCCCAUGCGUUAUGACCAUUAUUUCUUUCAGAAGUGGCAGUGGGGGGAGGGGGGGUAGUGUUCAGGCGUUCGAAAAGGGGGAAGGGCAUCUAUCAGCGUAAGAAUUAUGCAAACUGUCGUCCAGAGACAGCUCUGAAUCCGUCGCCCCGCCAUACAUAAACAUGAAUUCUUUCAUAUUGUGUAGGACCUCCUUUGAUUGUGUGCUUUAAGCUACAAACUUAGUUUCGCCCCUGGAAUCUAUGUAUAUAACCAAUAUAACCAACAACAUAUUAUUAUAUACCAAAAUAAAAGAAAAAUCAUAUUUUUGUAAAGUUCAAGAAAAUCAGUUUAAUUACUUACAACUAGCGCCUUAUUUUUUUCUAUAAACAGGUGCCGGUAAUGUCACCGAUCGGGGAAGAAGCAGGUGGGCACCGAAAGCUCCCGAAGGAAAUAUGAGAUGAGUUUUGGGGCGGGGGUCAGUUAGCCCUUACCCAAUGUUCCCUUUAAGCAGCGCGGCUGUGCGGCCGCGCAGCUAUCUCACAGACGCCGCGCAGCAGUUUUCAGUAUCCGCGCAGCAAAUUUCCAUGUAAGUGUGUGUUUGUGGGCUGUAAAAUUUUGCACACACAAAAAUUGAUGCUGUAAAACUUUGCACACAACUGUAUGAUUUUGCACACGAACCAACAAACCUUAGAGGGAACAUUGCCCUUACCUAGAAUUUAUAUGAUACAGUCACAGUGCAGUUGUUCAUUUUUGUGUAUACCUGAAUUUAUUUUUGAAUCAAUCUACACUAAAUCAGCGAGCAACAGAAGAUAUGCUAGUGAAAUUGUAGGCUCACAUGACCUGUUUGUGUUUAUGAUCCUUUAUUUUUAGAUGUUUCUAAAUAUUGAUGUUUUUCAAUGUUUAAUUCAAAUUAUUUGUUUACCCUACUUCAUCGAUACAUUUGUUUAUAAUUCCUUCAAAAUUUUUUUCUUCACUUUUUGUAUUUAUUUAAAUAUUUUUAAUUUUUACAAAUACAAAAAAAAAAAGAAAAAACUACAUCAAAAAAACAAAAACAAAAAGCCAAUACUCUUUUGUAGAAAAGGUCUAUAGAUUUUCUUAUGGGUAUCUAAAACAGUUCAUUUAUUAAAUAAAUAUUUUAGAAAUGGCAUUCAAAUAUAGGAUUUAUUUACAAAAGUCUUCAUAUAUUUAUUAAUGAGUCAUAUAUGUUAGGAAAUAUGAAGAAGUAUAAAUAUAUCACAUAUCUUCAGUAAACCGAAAGGUUUACUUGGAAUUUCAAAAACAUUAUAAAUUCCUUCAGAUAAAUUAAUAAAUAAAGAACAUAUGGCACCUAUAAAAACUCUCUGAUUUACUUUAACAUAUUUCACGCACCCAUCUCCUUUUUCCAACUCAUCUUUAAAAGAAAGAAGGAAAUUUCCGAAUUUUUAUUUAGUUAAUGAUUUUUUUUUAAAAACUAGUAAACAAGAAUUUAAUUUAUUUGAAAAUAGAAAAAAAAUCCUGUACACAAAAACUUGGGGAGCUUGCUACCCACUGCACUUGCACUUUAAAAUCAAAUUAUAUUGCCUAAAGAUGUUUCAAGAUUCAUUAACACUAUGGGAAUCUUAACGCUCCGGGAAGCCAUAUGAAGCAUGGGGCUCCCUAGACUGCUCAGUGUGCCCACGCCUUGACCGCACCACCCUCCUACGUCACUAGCGGGUAGUAUUAGCAGUAUGCUAGUGGUUCCAAUCAAUUUCAGUCUGAUACAGUGGGCGAACAUUACACCAUCCAACUCUGAUCCAUGUUCUCCAUACGUCCUGUAAACUUCGUGACUACGUGAUCAUUAAAAAAAAAAAACAGUGCUAAACUGCAUCAAAAAUAAAUAUUUUUUUCCUCAAAUUUUCACUAAAAAGAUUUGCAGUUCGUCAAUAUCCGUUGUAGCGAAGGCACCAUUUAUAUGUGAAAGCAUCCAAUAUAUAUAUAUAUAUUGGUUUGAUAUCCAGAGCUUUUUUUCUGGUUCUGAUUCUGAUAGACUACGUUGCUGCAACCAAGUACUGGCAUAUUUUAAUUUAAUACCUUCAUUUUUUCCCCUCGCGUUUGAGUCAAUGCAUUAUUUGUGUAUACCUUGCAUUUGAUUAAUAUUCAAAUCACUCAAUUAAAAAUAAAAGUUCAACCAAAUUGGCAAGUUUAACUUUUAAACAAAAAGUUCAACCAAAUUGGCAAGUUUAACUUUUAAACAAAAAGUUAUCGUUGCUAAUAACAUUAUUUUAAAAAGUAAUAAAAAUAAUUAAAAAUGCUCUUUUAUUUUAACCCCUACUCCCCCUCCCCCCACACACACAAACACUUUUUAAAAAAAAUCUAGUUCUUGAAAUUUACGCCCAGUUUCGCCUGAAUUGAUAAGCUCGUAGAAUCUAAGCGCAGAAAGAAAGUUGUCAAAUGGGAAAUCCUGUGCAAAUUACCAAAGAUGUGUACAACGUGGGUUUCAGAAGACACCGAGCCAAUCGCAAUAGUUCAUAUAUUGGCCAAUAAUUUAAUGAUCAAUAUUGGUGGCUGGACACUUGUGCGGUCAAUUGUGACAAUACCUCAAAACGAAACUUGGCAAAGGCCGUUGUCGUACCAAUUGAUCCGGCCCUAAUGAAGACCUCCGACGUGUUCUCACAAUAACACAGAGCCCUAAUUCCUGUUCUAUAUUGAGAACAUUUACAUACAUUGACAUUAAUGAGAUCUUGAAAUGUAUACGUUUUAUUUUGGUUAAUGAUGGUAGUGUCUGCUUAUAAAAGCGUCUAACCGAAACGUCCGCUUAAUUGUGAUGUCCUUUUUGCCCCCCUCCCCCUUUUUUUUUCAAGCCUUAAUAUAUAUUGUAUAUAUUGCUACACACUUUAUUUAUUUCAUACGGCUUGAACGCAGUCACUUGUUUAUAUUAUUUUAUUAUAAUAUUUCCACUACUCUCAACGAAAUCCAUCAGUACAAUUAAACGCUCUUUAUACCGUUCUCAUCCAUUCAGGUUGUUUUUGUUUUUUUUUAGGAUUCUCCUUUUGGGGACGCCCACCAAUGCGUCAUCACAGGAAAAUUACAUUUUAAAUUGGUCUAAAAAACGGUCGUCCCCCCCCCCCCCCCCCCCCCCUUGAGUGAGGCUAAAGCUAACAUUUAUUUGUUUCUAAGGAAUAAACUGGGGUAUUUCAAACUCCCCCCCCCCCGUCCCACUUUUCCCGAACUUCACAAUGGCCCCUUGUAUCCGGAUGUCUGAAAGAAACACAAAUGUAAUGCGAUGCGAAAAUGACGCGAUAUGUCUUUGUUAAACCCAUACAAAGGUCAGAUCUUCAGAGAUAAUUCGUAGCCCUAGAUAAAAUCCCGUAUUUGUACGCGACUUCCCGUGUGAAAACAUGCCAGAUUGACACAAUUGCCGUUCUUGGCCUCCUUGGCGCCUGACGUCACUGGUCCCAUGGCGGGGCUAAGGGGUCGUCCAUUAAUUACGUCAACAAUUUUUAAGCAAUUUUUGACCCCCUCACCCCUUGUCAACACUUGUCAAACUUUCAAUGACCCCCCCCCCCUAUUUAAUUAUGUCAACAUUUUCUAACCCCACCCCCUCCCUUUUUCAAGAAAAAGGAAUUAUAUUAUAAAUAAAUUUAUCAAUAGAUUUUGCUUUGUGCUGAUCUAUUUUAAUGACAAUAAAAUUUUAGGAAAAACAUUUCAUUAGUCUACAUCUUUAGCUUGUUAAUCAACAAGUUAAAAGAUUUUACACUUAAAUUUUGUAAUGCAUAAUCAAUUGAAACGGUUGUUAAAGACUAAAUCUCAUUGUUUGUGAUAUAAAUAUGAUUAUUGUCAGUAAAGCUGACAAUUGUAGUAUAGUUUCUAGCUGCUAUCAUCUUCUCAAGGAGUAGCCAGGUUUGCUCUAUCGUAACAAUUGGCAGUGCCGGCCUUAGGCCACUGCAACCUAUGUGGUCGCAGUGGGCCCCUCACUUUUUUUCUAAUACAAAAUCUUAAUUUUCACUUAUUAUCCUUAUCCCUACCCAGACUGGGCCCCGCGCACACCGUUUCGCAUAGGGCCCCGCAAUUGUUAGGGCCGGCCCUGACAAUGAGCAUCAGGGACAUCAUUUGGGUAGGGCAGGGGAGCAUUUGCCCCAACCCCCUAAUUGGCAGGUUUAAAAAAAAAUUGCUAUGUACUGUGGCGCCUCCAGUAAUAAACAACUUAACAAGCCGACCAAGUUUUGGUUUUGCCCCCCCCCCCUUUUUUUUUUCCCCCCUGAAAAAAACAUGAGACGCCCCUGAUGGGCAAAGUCUAUAGCAGCUGAUUGAUCAUUUUCAUCUUGCUGCACUGAUAUACCAGACAAGUCAACAUCAUCCUCAUUCAACCAUUCAGCACUUAAAAUAGAAGCAUUGUCAUUGUGAGCAAUAAUUGCCCUAAGCUCCUUUGAGCUACUCACAUUGGUCGAAUCCUUUUUUGUUGAGGAGCAGGUGCUAAUUUCUUAUGCUCAAGAGGGCAUUGUCGGUUCUGUUGAACAUGCUUUUUCAACAUGACUUGUGAUGCAAAAUAGUUGUUACAGAUUUUGAAAAUCCAAUCAAGUAGCGGCGAUGUUAUUAUUGUUGCUCACUUUACAGUUACGUAAUUCUCAAAGUAUCGUAUUCCUACUCCAUCAAUCUCAGUUAUCUUGACUGCACAGGACACUUGAACCUUGUCCUUGUUCCAUACCUGCAAAAGAAUCUACAGAUGAAGAGAGGUCAACUUGUGACUUCUCUUGCACUAACAAAGUGUACUAACAUUCUGAUCAGCCAACUGUAGUGCACAGACACACAUUAACUAAAUAUUGUAUUGUUAAAAGCCAAAAAUUGAUAGACUAUGACUAUUUAUAUUCAUUUACACCUAUAAUUUUUUAAAAAAUAAUGUAAUAACCAGUCAAUUUUUAACAUCGAAAUUUUAAUAGAGAAACCAUGAUUAUUGAAGUCAACUAAUCUAAAAACCCCUCCAUCCCCUUCUCAACAACUGUUAAACAUUUCCAACCCCCCCCCCCUAUUUUGUUGACGUAAUUAAUGGACGCCCCUUAAGUAGACCGCAUAUCACACAGGCUACAGUGGAACCUCGGAUAACGAACUAAAUCCNACACACAUUAACUAAAUAUUGUAUUGUUAAAAGCCAAAAAUUGAUAGACUAUGACUAUUUAUAUUCAUUUACACCUAUAAUUUUUUAAAAAAUAAUGUAAUAACCAGUCAAUUUUUAACAUCGAAAUUUUAAUAGAGAAACCAUGAUUAUUGAAGUCAACUAAUCUAAAAACCCCUCCAACCCCUUCUCAACAACUGUUAAACAUUUCCAACCCCCCCCCCCUAUUUUGUUGACGUAAUUAAUGGACGCCCCUUAAGUAGACCGUAUAUCACACAGGCUACAGUGGAACCUCGGAUAACGAACUAAAUCCAUUCUGUAGCUACAUUAUUAACCCGAAACAUUCAUUAACCGACAUUAUUUUUCUUAUGUUGUUGGUCAGUCGGGAGUCGACCAUGACCACCUUAAUCAUCAGAGUUUUUUCUGGUUCUGUUUGUGGGUGCGCAGAUGGCUAAUGAGGCCGCUUCUGGCACGAAAUUCUCUUGUGCAGUAUGUGCAUAGGGGAAUGAUGGCACUUCUCCGGUAGCAGAGUCAGACCGGGCCUUCCUCUCAUGUCUCUUGUGCUCUGCAGCCGCUGUUCUGCCAACUUCAUGGAGCAUGGAGCUCCUUUGCAAAGUGGAACGCAAUGAAGUUCGAUCCUUUGCUUGUUCCUCCCACGUGUCUGGGUUUAUGUUGAACGCUUUCAGUGAGGCUUUUAUGCUGUCUUUAAAGCGUUUUUUUCUGUCCGCCAGCAGACCGCUUUCCUUGUUCAAGCUCACCAUAGAAAAUUCUUUUGGGAAGACGGUCAUCUGACAUUCUCACAACAUGUCCCGCCCAGCGAAGCUUGGACUUCAUCAAGAUUGUGAAGAUGCUGGGGAGACCUGCCCGUGUGAGCACCUCAGUGUCUGGGAGUGUCCUGCCAUUUAAUGUUGAGGAUUUUUCUGAGUAUUGUUGUAUGAAAGUGGUUCAGCAUUCUUGCAUGGCGUCGGUAGACCUUCCACGUUUCACAGGCAUAUAGAGAAGCGUAGGGAGAACAGCCGCCUGAUAUACUUUCUUAUAGAAAACACAUGUAUUUUUAAUCAAUCUAUUUCAGCCUUAGUAAUCUGAUAUUUCUUUUUUUUUUUUUACAUUCAUUUUUAAGCGUUUUUUUUUUUUCUAAAAUGAAAAUAUAUUUAAUGAACUUAUAUAUUUUUAAUUAUAGACAUAUAACACUAAAAAAUAUUAAACAAAAUUGUUUUUUUUUUCUUUUUUUUUUUUUUUUUUUUUUUUUUUUUUUUUUUUUUUUUUUUAUAUUUUUUUUUAAGUUUUUUUUUUUUUUCUAAAAUGAAAAUAUAUUUAAUGAACUUAUAUAUAUUUAAUUAUAGACAUAUAACACUAAAACAUAUUAAACAGAACUAACAUUAAUUAUCAUGUUUUCAUAUGAUAUUACGUCUUAGCUUUAACACUAAGACGAUUCCGUUCCUGACUGUAUCACUUUUCUCUUAUGCUGCGAUUAAUAUGAGGACUAAAAUAGCACACACAGUGCAAACAAAACAAAAAUAAUAAAAAUUAGCGUUUUUGAAAACACAGUAUUCAGACAACGAUGUUUACUGCAAACCGCGCCAAAGUAUCACUGAGCCAGUGAGAAUGCGUAGUCAGACGUAAGAGUAUUUUUGUAAACCGAAGUGCUUGUUCGUUAACCGAUCUACUCGUUAUCCAAGGUUCCAUUAUGUCAUAGUAGCAGAGCAGUGAAUAUAGUUCUAUUACUACACGAUUACUAUUACUACCAUUGUAUCUUUCUCGAAUGAAGCUAUCACUCUGGGACACGGCUGGCGUAGAGAAAUACAGGACGUUGACCCAAAACUUCUACAGGAACGCGGAUGCCGUGUUGUAUGUCUUCAGCGUGAACGAGCCCACUUCUCUACUCUGUCUUAACCAAUGGGAAGAGGAGGUGAAACGCUGUUCUCCAUCGGGUAAUUCUUCAAUCUUGUCGUUAAUGUUAAUUAUUACUUAGAGCAGUGGUUCUCAGCCUUCCUAAUGCCCAAUGCCGCGAACCUUCAAUGCAGUUCAUCAUGUUGCGGUGACCCCCAACCAUAAAAUUAUUUUCGUUGCUACUUCAUAACUAUGGGGUUUCCCGAUGGUCUUAGGCGACCCCUGUGUGAGGGUCGUUCGACCCCCCCCCCCGGGGUCGCGACCCACAGGUUGAGAACCGCUGAUUUAGAGUUAAUGAUUUUAUCAGUUCCGUGGCGUUUGUCAGAUUAAGUGGUUAAGAUUUAAUCUAAGAAUUUCUGUCUAAUGUCACAAUGCAGUUUAUUAAAGCCAUCGGAAUGGAAAGUUUCUUUGAUUACCAUUAAUCUACAGUGACGUAACUAGGGUUCUUGCCACCCGGGGCGGACCAAGAUUUUUACCACCACUUUCACGAAAAAAAAUACUGUGGUUGGCCGGAAAUGCCGCCCCUAUAUAAAAACCAAACAAAUGAAUAGACCACCCCUUACUUCACCACUGCUUACAAUGCCCUAACUUGCAGACUUCAUGGUUAGCCCAUCGUCGAUAAUGAGGGAGCGUACAUGACAAGUACUUGGUAGAGUUUUUUUGUUUACAUCUUUUGCCUUUGUGGAAUAUAGUCAUUUUUUCUGUCAACCUUUCCAAUUAUCUUUAUUUUCGUGGGUUUUUUUCGGGGGGGGGGGGUGUCGCAUAAAGCUUAUAUAGUGUUGAAUCCACUCCAUUAAAAUCUACUGUAAGCUAUUAAAAUACCGGUAGUAUAGUGUUUCCAUAGAGCAGAUAAGUGAAACUUGAUUGUUGGAGAGGGUCGCAAUAUCAUCCAAAAAAAUCUAAUAAAGUUAAAUAGUCAUGUCCUGUCAUUUUGGGAAAGUACUAACACUUCCUACUUUCAUUCAAUGAUUUGCGUUAGGCCUUCAGAAUCUGAAUUCGUUUCAUUAUCAAGCUUGAUAUAACUCUCAUACAUUAUUAUACAUUUUUGAUGUUUUUGUUUUUUUGAUAAUGUUUUAAACCCAGUGUAAUGAUUUUCUUCAGCUCUUCGAUUCCUAAUUGGCAACAAAGCAGAUUUAAGUUUGUUCAUUACCAGGGAAUUGAUGGAAGGAGAGGCCAGAAAACUCAACUGUGAAAGUGUUUUUAUUAUGUCUGCUAAAACGGGUGAGUCAUCAAAUUCCUGGCUAAUUCUUUGACAUAUUCAUUCACAGCCAGUGCAGUUUUUAAGUCCAGCUGUACAGAAAAAAACAACAUAAAACGAUAAAAGUAUUGUUUGAUAUAGAAUAACAAAUCUUUGCAGCUACAAUCUCUAGAAAUGUGUUUUGUUUUCAGGUAAUGGAGUUGUUGGUGUUCUUGAAACGGUCUCUAAACAUCUGUUGUCUUUUCACAAAGAAUCAAGAAACAAAGAUGAAAUCUUUUUUUCAGAUGAUAGCAUUCAUGUCAACCAAGGACAGGUGAAGAAAUCUACUUGCUGCUAGCUGCUUGUGCCCGACAUGUCUAGACACGGUACUCGGCUAGAGCUGAGAGAAAGACACGAUACCGAUGUAACAAGAAAUGGACUAUGUCAAAUUUGCUUAGGUUUUCUUAUCAUUAUAUUAGGUCAACAAGGAGAUAUUUGCAAAUUGGCACAAACAUAAAAACGUUAAUCUAAAAUAGUUCAUUGAUAUUGACAGAUUUUGUCGGAGGGCAUCCAGUCUCUAUUAUGAGAAUGUUAUGUUUAAAAAGACAACAUGAUUGAAUGAUUUCUUGACAAUGUGUGUACAAUCAGUGUUAUUUUAACUGAACUUCCACUGAUUAAAAUUAAGUUGACUAAAUAAAAAAGUAUAUGGUACGUGAAAACGUGAUAAAUGAAACAAUUUCAAAGAAACCAUGUCUGCCAUACACCUUCUUUAGCAAACAGGAGAGGAGAAGGAAAAAAGUAUAUGAAGUUUAAAAUAAAAUUAGCUCAAAGAAAUUGAAGUACCAGCUUCAAAAUGUGACUUUUUUGUGUGGAUUGAUUGAAUACUUAUAUAGCUCUUGUAUCCAUGAUAUUUUAGCUUGCUUACAGCGCUCUGAUGUUAUGAAUAUUGGUAAUGAAAUAAAUAAUUAUAGCUUCAAUGUAAAUAAAUGGAAGUUGGAGUAGGAUUGAUGAAAACAGAAAAAAGGGCUGAGGAAAUGAGUCCCACAAAAUAAUAAUUUUGAAUAAAAUUUAAAAUAUUU